This is a messenger RNA of Letharia columbiana, 1488 nucleotides long. RefSeq lists its product as uncharacterized. Bases 1 to 1488 code for a protein of 495 amino acids. The transcript has a single exon. The record is from RefSeq and is a predicted model, not a curated record. NCBI's taxonomy places the organism in Eukaryota, Fungi, Ascomycota, Lecanoromycetes, Lecanorales, Parmeliaceae.
AUGGCUCGGCAAGCUGCAUCCACAGUCGUCGGCGCUGUCGCGCUUUUACUAGGCCUCGUCACUGCCAUUCUGAUGGUUAUUCUAGCUGGGUCUUUGAUUUCAGAUCAUGGAGAGCCCUAUGCUUUUCCUUUGGCUGCAGCUGUAAUACAAUUUCUUUCAUGCGGGAGCCUGGCGCUGCUCAUCUACCACAAACUUCGCUAUGAUCAGAUUCUUGGGCUGCAAAUCCGGCAAACAUUCGUGCCCACUCUUCUACUCGGAGUGUUGCCGAGUUUGGUAGCUAUUGUGGUUGUUGGGGCUGCACUGGGAUGGGCUGAGGCUAGGACUGUGGGGAAAGCUAUAUUUAUCUCAGGGCUUUCUGUAUCGGUCUUUUUGACAAUACUUUUUGUCGUCUGGGGAUUAUCUGUCGGAGCUCACGUUCUCUGUUUCUCACACUUUGCUUGGUUCGCAAGGUCCACGCAGAAAAAAUCGCUCCAAAGAUUUGAUAUCGAGGAACCGCUCGACGAAGCACCGCAGGAGAUGAGCGAGACUAGCCGGUCAGCGACUGCCAUUACUCUUCAACCAAAUCCCUUCCACGAGCAGUUAUCUUCGUCGCUGCCAUCUUUGAUAGCUUCUGACGGCACGAGCUCGCUUCGCUCUUCUUUCUCGACCAUACAGCGCCCAUCGUCUUCAAGGCGAGGUUUACUCAUCCGUCAGCACUCGCAUACACGUCAAUCGCAACGAUCUUCUUUGGACGGCGCAUUGGGAGGGCCCUCCAAGGAUGAAGGCUUUGACUCUUGGGAUACCUCUGGAGUAUCUUCGCACAUUCGGGAAACGGUGCUCCAGUCUAAACCUAUGAUAAAGGGCUCAGGUUUACCACCCAUACCGGGCAGUCGAUCGCCAUCACCAGCAAAAGCGCUGGAAGGACCGUUUUUCCAGUCGAGCCCAUCAUUGAGCCCACCUGCAAGCCCACUGCCCCAACCAAAUGUCUCAAGGCCAGGUUCUCCUCCGAGCCCUUCAGAGCAGCCCAACUUUACUACUAUGUUCCCUCCGUCAUCCAAUCCGCCACCCACUAGUCCGCUAAAGCGUAAUUUCUCUCGACCAGGCUCCCGUUCAGGACCCAUAUCCCGCUCGGGAACCAUCUCACACUCGCGGCCAGGCUCUCGCUCAAGAGGGCCGAGCGAAGACCACAUUCAUCCUCUAUUCAGGACCUGCAGUCCCGUUCCUUCUCCGGGUGCAUCACCAGGAACGAUUGUUACUGCUGCGCCAGAAGCAGGCCAAUUAAUUGAUGAACGUAUGCUGAAACGCAUGAGAUCCAGGUCUGGCAGCCUUCCUUCGAGUCCGAGCGCAUUAGUUCGCUCGGAGAGCUCUCCAGAUAUCCCAACUGUGAGGGACCCACGCUCAACAAGCCAGGAUGCGCCUCCGGUGCCUUCUGGCUUUGAGCCCAGUCCGAGCCAGCAUAGAAUGAAACGAUCUGUGUCGUAUCAGUCAGAUAUUGAUGGGUUGAUUUAG